AUGUCAGAGCCACUCCCGUUUGAACAUGACCCCGUCUCGACUGCACGCGAUAUUCUACUCCACAACUUGAUGCACUUCCUCGCCAUUACUUGCCUUUAUUAUGACCAUUUCAUUACGCUGGGCCCUGAGAUUGAGCUGUUGUGGUCGCGUCGGAAAAGCCCCAGCUCUUACUGGUUCUUCCUCAAUCGUUAUUUUGCGUUCUUUGGGAAUUUGUGUGUGUCUAUCCUGGGGUUCAUUGACUUGGAUAAAGAGAGGUAUUUAUGCUCGUCUUCGGAUCCUCGUCUGUGGUGGGUGAUAUUUGUCUAUCUCUGGACCCAGCCGUCUCAAGGUCCCGGUAGUGCUGCUCACGCUUCGGAUAUACGCCCUCUACCAACGUUCAAAACCUAUUCUCGCCUACAUGUUGACGAGUGGAGCCAUCCUAGCCGGAAUAGCAUGUGCCUAGCUGGCGCAUGGGAAGCGCUAUUCGCGUACGAUUCGAUUAUCUUUACCCUAACGCUUUGGAAGACCAUAAAGGAGAGAAGGGAGCGGAGAGUGACAGGUGUAAACAUCGCUCUUGUUGAUAUAUUGCUGCGAGAUGGCGCGAUGUAUUAUGCAAUCAUGGCCCUUUGCAACUUGGCCAACAUCAUGACUUUCUAUUUUGGCGGUCCUUUCUUCCGAGGAAGCCUUUCGACCUUUGCUAGCAGCAUAUCGGUAACCAUGAUGUCUCGGCUUAUGCUCAACCUCCAUCGGACGGCGGAAGAGGGUAUCCACACGACGCAGGUUACCAACACUCAUUUCGAUUAUGGGACGAAGUAUUGGGAAACGCAGAGCCCGGUGGAAUUGGAUACCAUAUGGACGCUUUCGGGUCCUUCCCUUCCUACUGUGACAUUCCAGGACCCUCCAGGUUCUGCCGCUGCCGAUUCUGCAACACUCGCGGGUUCGGUCGCGUCUCCCAGACCUCACUCCCGUCCACCAUGA
Messenger RNA from Coprinopsis cinerea okayama7#130, 957 nucleotides. RefSeq lists its product as hypothetical. The record is from RefSeq and is a predicted model, not a curated record. NCBI's taxonomy places the organism in Eukaryota, Fungi, Basidiomycota, Agaricomycetes, Agaricales, Psathyrellaceae. The transcript has 12 exons. The coding region runs from base 1 to 957 and encodes 318 amino acids.